Molecule: messenger RNA, 1116 nt
Organism: Pollicipes pollicipes
Lineage: Eukaryota; Metazoa; Arthropoda; Thecostraca; Pollicipedomorpha; Pollicipedidae
Product: procathepsin L-like
Exons: 2
Coding region: 1-1116 (371 amino acids)
Biological process (GO): proteolysis
Molecular function (GO): cysteine-type peptidase activity
Source: RefSeq, a predicted model, not a curated record
AUGCCGGGUGAGGCGCUCAGGAGGUCUCACACCAUGCCGGGUGAGGCGCUCAGGAGGUCUCACACCAUGCCGGGUGAGGCGCUCAGGAGGUCUCACACCAUGCCGGGUGAGGCGCUCAGGAGGUCUCACACCAUGCCGGGUGAGGCGCUCAGGAGGAGAUUCCUGCUCACGCUGGCGCUUGCUGCGCCAUUUCUGCCGCUUCGCUCCGCGUCGCUGGACGCGUGGGAGUCCUUCAAGCGCCAGCAUCAGCGGGCUUACACGCCGGAACAGGAGAGCUUUCGGCGCCAGGUGUUCCUCUACAACUUGGACAUCAUCGAGAGGCACAACGCCGAACAUGACGCCGGUCGCAGCACUUACCGGCUGGGAGUAAACCAGUUCGCUGACCUUACCAAUUCCGAGUUUCGUCUGCUGUUGUUGACAGAGGCGCGGUCGACACCCGCGGUCUCCGACCACGCCGGACCGCACUAUGCCCGAACGAACCGAACCCAACCGGACCACUUCGACUGGCGGGACCAGGGUGUGCCCAUCCCCAUCAAGGACCAGGGUGCGAUGGGAGCGGCCUGGGCGAUCCACGUGACGACGGCCGUGGAGAGCGGGCUGAUCAUCGCCGGGGAAGCGGCGCUGGCGCUGAGCCAACACAACCUGACCGACUGCGUCGCCUUCCAUUCGUUCACCCCCACGGCGGUGGCGCUGGACCGCGUGCACCGAUACGGCAUGGCAUCGGAGGCCGACUACCCCGCCAGCCGGCCGUGCCCGGCCGACCUGCCGAUGGCGGCCACCGCGGACCACGUGCACACCGUGCCGGCCGGCGACGCAACGGCGCUGCUGGACGGCGUGCUGCAGAACCCUGUGCCCGUCACGCUCGACGCCGGACACAUCUCCUUCCAGCUCUACGCCGGCGGCAUUUACAGUGAGAGGCACUGCUCGCAGACGCAGUACGACCACGUCAUGCUGGCGGCGGGCUAUGGUGCUGAGGGCGGCAACCAGUUCUGGCUGCUGGCCAACAGCUGGGGCACCAUGUGGGGCGAAGCCGGCUUCAUGAAGAUGAAGCGCGGAGUCAACAUGUGCGGCGUCGCCUCCAACGCCGUCUUCCCCACCGGCGUACACACCCUGUAG